Symbiodinium sp. CCMP2456 is the source of this 627-nucleotide messenger RNA. NCBI's taxonomy places the organism in Eukaryota, Dinophyceae, Suessiales, Symbiodiniaceae. The record is from the annotation of a GenBank genome assembly.
AUGCCUCGCGGCUACCGGGUGCAGAAAGUCAUAUCAGUAAUGAAUGCCGAGUCUUGGAAGUCUUACAUGGAGCGGCUAGACAACAUUGCCCAAGCCUGUCGGCGUCAUGCGGGCGCGGCUCCUCUUUCAGCAGAGGUCUGGAAGGAGUGGAGUGGAGUGGUGCACACGGCAAGUCAUGGCAAUGAGAUUCUCAAGCGAUCCCGGCUCCCGGAGCUGGAGGCAGGCGCCAACGAGUUCCUGAUGUUCCAUGGAACAAAGCCAGAGGCCGCCGACCUCAUCGCCAUGAACCACUUCGAUAUGGCCUUCGCCUGCAAGACGGGGCUCUUUGGUGCCGGACUUUACUUUGCCGAGAACUCCUCCAAGAGCGACGAGUACGUCAAAGGAGAUUCCAAGGGGUGGUAUCCGAUGAUCUUGUGCCGAGUGACCCUCGGCCGGAUCUACUACUGUGCGAACCAGGAUCCAACGAAAGAUCCUGGGCGUGACAAGCUCGAAAGUGCCUGCACCACAGGAGGGUACCACUGCGUCCUGGGCGAUCGCCUUAAAGCCAGAGGCACCUAUCGAGAAUAUGUUGUCUACGACCACUUCCAGGUCUAUCCUCAGUUCAUCGUCUGGUACUCUCGGACGUGA